This is a messenger RNA of Gasterosteus aculeatus aculeatus (three-spined stickleback), 951 nucleotides long. RefSeq names its product thioredoxin domain containing 17 (gene txndc17). Lineage: Eukaryota; Metazoa; Chordata; Actinopteri; Perciformes; Gasterosteidae. Gene Ontology annotation, cellular component: cytosol. The record is from RefSeq and is a predicted model, not a curated record. Gene Ontology annotation, molecular function: protein-disulfide reductase [NAD(P)H] activity.
GCCACUGUCACAUUUUGAGUAUUUCUGUGUGGUCCAGUUUUUCACAGAGUAGUAUUUUUGAUAACACUUGUUAGUGCUUCUUACGGGGUCACGUUAGCGCAUUUCCAUACUAACUCGGACUACGCGAUGGCUCACUACGAAGAAGUGGCCGUUCGCGGAUACGAGGAGUUCAGUCAGGCUGUAUCCGAGAGAAAGGGGAAGGAUAUUUUUACCUAUUUCUCUGGUAAUAAAGACGCCCAAGGAAAGAGCUGGUGCCCGGACUGUGUGAAAGCGGAGCCGAUUGUUAGAGGACAGAUGACUCACCUUCCUGAGGGAUCUGUGUUCAUCUACUGUCAAGUGGGAGAAAGGGCCUAUUGGAAGGAUCCAAGUAACGACUUCAAGAAGACCCUGAAGUUGAGUGGAGUUCCCACUCUGCUGCGAUAUGGCACACCUCAGAAAUUGGUGGAGGAAGAAUGCUUCAAAGCAGACCUGGUGAGGAUGAUGUUCACCGAGGACUGAGGAAUUCUACGAUGUUCACAUCAUUUCAUCAUUUCAUCAUUUCUUCAAUGUCAAACAGUAAAUUCACAACCACGCAAUUCCAGCCUUAUUGACAAACGUGCACUAAGUGCGUCUCCUUCUGGAAUGUCGAUGCAAAUCAGCAACUGUGUAACUUGGUCGACAAAAUAAUGAGCAUCUAGCGUAAGACACACUAAUUCAGUACUUGAACCUCUGCAAAGGGAAAUAUAAAGAACUGAAGUAACUCUAGUAAUUAUUCAAAGCUGCUUUAUGUGCAAUCAUUACAUUCUUAUUUGAGUUUGAUGAGUAUCUUCAAAUGUAACGUUGGUCUAAAAAGUCCAUUGCGUUCUUUAAAACUGUUUGAUUCUUUUUCAUUGUGACCCUUUUUUUUAUGUGAUUAUUUGUGUUUCCUUGCAGUAAGAUUCAAAUAAACUAAAACUUGAUGUGGAAAAUGAG